Hemibagrus wyckioides is the source of this 2018-nucleotide messenger RNA. RefSeq names its product shootin 1 (gene shtn1). Gene Ontology annotation, molecular function: actin binding. The transcript has 17 exons. NCBI's taxonomy places the organism in Eukaryota, Metazoa, Chordata, Actinopteri, Siluriformes, Bagridae. The record is from RefSeq and is a predicted model, not a curated record. Bases 55 to 1848 code for a protein of 597 amino acids.
UUCACCGGAACUAAGGGGCCGAGCCCAACCCCUGAAAAACAACACCUGGAUUGAAUGAUUUGGAGGGGUGUCCCAAAACACACAUCACAUGCAGUUCACUGUAUCAUCAUUACCUGUGUGGAAUUCCUCCGCUAUCAGGUGCGUUACAGGUCACUUCCGGGUUCUCGUGCGCGAGUGUCCUGUACAAACUCAGGUAAACAGAAAAAAAUCUCUACUUUUGCUUCAAUGGCGUCGAUGGAAGAAGGAGAAGAAGCCCAAAUGAGGACUAUAUCAGAACUUUCGGACCAAGCAAUCCGGCAUUAUGAGGGCCUGAGAAAAGAGCAUGAGAAAACCAAAAAAGAGUGUAAGCAGCUGAAGCAGGAGAGAGAUGAGGCCUUGAAGAAGCUGGAAGAUUUUGAAAGAGUGUCACAUAUGGUGCUGAAGGAGGUCAACAGCAUGCAGGAGAACCUGGAGGUUGAAAAGGUCUGCAGGCAGACGGUGGAGGCCCUGGCAACUAAGCUGAACAGACAGAACCGCUCUCUAAAGAGGAAAAGUAUGAUGUACCUGGCUCACCUAGAUGCCAACGUCAUCGCAGAAAUCAACCUGAAUGACGACGAGGACGAAGAAAAUCAUAAGGAGGAGGAGGAGCCUGGAAUGUGUAGCUCCUCCCACUGCCAGCUCAUCAUCUCUGAGUUGAGGAAUAAAUUAGAGUUGGCUCUGGAGGAGAAGAAGCUGUUAGCCAUCGAUGUGGAGACCACAAAAGAUCAACUCCACAAAACCAGAGAGGAACUCCUGCGAGAAAAACACGAUAAUACUGUUUUGAUUGCCGAAACGCUCCAACAAAAGAAGCUCUUGGGGAAGUAUAACAGAGUGUCUCGGUAUGCGGUGGAGGAGUACGAGGCCUUGCAGGCUGAUCUGGAGCUGGAGAAGGAUUUGCGUGUAGAGGCAGAGAGUUUUGCACACAAGAUGUUAGUGGAGAAAAAGAAGCUGAAGAGACAGAGUCAGGCCUUGAUGCAGAGUGUUUCACCUUCUGAAGCUCUGGAUAAUGCUCUCAAAGAGAUUGCUGCACUCACACACACUAUGGAAACACAACGGUUGGAGCACCAACAACAGCUGAAGCUUUUAGAGGAUGAACUGCACAGCUCUGAAUUGCGAAAGCAGUUGUCUGUGUUGGAGAGGAAGACUGCUGUGCUGGAGGAAGAGCGGAAAGAUUUUAUGGAGAAAUGUUCCAGAGCUGAGACUGAGGCCAAGGACCUCCGCUUCACUGUGGAGGAACUACAGAAAAAGCUACAGCAGGUGUCAAAUCCUGUACCUGCCCCAGCUCCUCCUCCACCUCCUCCUCCACCACCUCCUCCUCCUCCUCCACCUUCAGUCUCAGCCAACCCUCUCAGCUCACUCAUGUCGUUACUACGUAAGAAGAAAGGCACCAAUUGUGACAUUCCUUUAGUAGAGAAAGACGCAGCACCGAAAGAUCCAGAGAAGGACAUUAGACAACAGGCUGUGUCCGAGAUGAUGGACAGAAUUAAAAAGGGCAUUCAGCUGCGGCCAGUUGGACAGACAGCCAACAGGGCCAGACCACAACAGAGGGAGCGAAUACCGUCUGGCUCUGCCAUUCAGGAACUUAAAGGGAUUUUGACCUCUGUGAAACGCCCCUCCCCCUGCCCCUCCCCUCCUGCAAGACCCUCCUCCCCGGAUGCACAGUCUGAGCUCCAGAAAGUCCUAAUGAAACGACGAGGAGUACUGGAGACUGCAAACGAUAACACAGUGUCAGCUCAGCCCUUUCCCAGCAGUGUUCUGGAUCUGACCCGGGUUAAGAUACCUCCCAUCAGUGCUGAUAAAAGUGCCAAUAAUGACAACAUGCAACACUGACACCUCAACACCUACACAAACCCGAGCUAGACGACUGGCAGACUGAUGAAAGAGGCUGAAUAAUGAAAGCCAAACUGUGCUCGACUACUGAAACGCUCAUAAAAAGGACGAUAAGUAGAUUUUAUUUAGGAGUAGAGAUAAUUAAUUGUUAAUCAAAAGCUUUUGUCACC